Molecule: messenger RNA, 6683 nt
Organism: Erinaceus europaeus (western European hedgehog)
Lineage: Eukaryota; Metazoa; Chordata; Mammalia; Eulipotyphla; Erinaceidae
Gene: SYNPO2
Product: synaptopodin 2
Exons: 5
Coding region: 187-3942 (1251 amino acids)
Biological process (GO): positive regulation of actin filament bundle assembly
Cellular component (GO): actin cytoskeleton; stress fiber; Z disc
Molecular function (GO): actin binding
Source: RefSeq, a predicted model, not a curated record
GGUGCUAGAGGUCCAGGGCUCUGGGUGAAAGAGCCCAUUAGGGGUGCCCAUUCUCCCAGGCGACAGCGGCUGCAGCCCUUGCUCAGUGCGUCCCGGUCCCCCGGUGUCGCCUUCCUCAGCAGGAGCCCGAAGCCAGCCAACUUGCCUUUGCAAGUCCUUUCAUGCAAGCCAAAUAAGAGGAGCAAAAUGGGCACCGGAGAUUUUAUCUGCAUUUCCAUGACCGGAGGGGCUCCCUGGGGGUUCAGAUUGCAAGGUGGGAAGGAGCAGAAGCAACCUUUACAAGUCGCCAAGAUUCGAAGUCAGAGCAAAGCCUCUGGGUCUGGUCUCUGUGAGGGGGACGAAGUGGUUUCUAUCAAUGGCAACCCCUGUGAGGACCUCACUUACCCUGAAGUGAUCAAGCUCAUGGACAGCGUAACGGACUCACUCCAAAUGCUCAUCAAAAGACCAUCCAGUGGAAUAAGUGAGCCUUUGACCUCUGAAACAGAGAACAAAAAUCAUGAACAUCUCACCCACGAGGGGUCCGUGCAAAGUACCACCCUGCAGAUUCGACCGGUCACUGAGACCCAAUGCCGAGAGUUGUGCAUCACCCUGAGCAAAAAUGGAGCCACCCUUGCAGAGAGCCAAGGAAGCAUAAAAGAAGAAACAGCCCUGAACUACUCUGUGACCUCCCACCUAUCAAACACCCCGAGAGGAUGCUCAGCAGAGGAGAUUAUCUUAAGGGACCCGGCGAAAAUGAGACCUCCAGGCCCUGUGGUUGAAUUACAGUUAUCCCUGCCGCAGGAGAGACACAAGGCUUCCAGGGUCCCAGUGGUGACUCUCCUGGGAGAAGAACAAUCCGAGACUCCUGACCCAGACCUUCAUUUACACCAUGCUGGCGCUGCCCACAUCACUUCUGUCCCCACUCCUGAGCACAGGGACCCGGUUCUGAGAUCUGGGAAGAUAAUUCAGCUCUCCAGUGGUAAAGACUUGAGAGUGAUCCAGGCAAGUGAGGCAGGUGCAGUGAGGCUGCCCCAAGUGGAAGUGAUCCUCGAUUGCUCUGAAAGACUGAAGAAGACACAAGGGUGCAGGCUCCAGGCAGCAAAGGGGUGUGAGGAUUCUCCUGCGGAAGGAGGGCAGUCAGAAGCACCUCCUUCUCUGGUUUCCUUUGCAGUUUCAUCAGAAGGCACAGAGCAAGGGGAAGAGCCACGCUUAGAAAGGGAUCAUAGCAGACCUCACAAGCACAGAGCACGCCACGCACGGCUCAGGAGAAAUGAGAGUCUAUCAGAAAAGCAGGUGAAAGAAGCAAAAUCUAAAUGCAAAAGCAUUGCCCUCCUUCUAACCGAUGCCCCCAACCCCAACUCCAAGGGGGUGUUGAUGUUUAAGAAGCGACGGAGGAGGGCCAGAAAGUACACCCUCAUCAGCUACGGGACUGGGGAGCUUGAACGAGAGGCCGAGGAGGACGAGGAGGAGGAAGGCCACAGAGAGGGCUCCUGUGAAGUAGAAUUUCUGGGCGCCAGCGAAUCUGAGGUGGAUGAAGAGUUACUGUCCAACCCUGAGGACGACGACGACGAUAGCACACAGGCGCUGAGCUUUGACUGGGAUUCUAAACUGGUGGACAUUGAGAAGAAGCCGCAGCAAAGUGACAGAAUGGAGAUGCUGCCAGACACCACAGGCAAGGGGGCCCUCAUGUUUGCCAAGAGGAGGGAGAGGAUGGAUCAGAUCACAGCCCAGGAAGAGAAGGAGAGGGUGGGUAUCCGAGAGGCCGCCUCUGUCCAGCCAGAUGGCCCGAGCUCUGUGACUUCUUACCAAAGAAAAGAGGAGGGAUCCAUGAGUGUGCAGAGCUCGCUGAACAAAAGCUACAUCCAGGUGAGCCAUGGGCUGGGCCAUCUGCCCCAGCAGAAUGGCCUCAGUGGGGUUCCAAUGAACAGAACAGCCAAACCCUUCCCAGGGGCCCUGAACCAGCUGGCCACCCCUUUCUCCCCGACCCGAAACGUGAUGAGCCCCAUCGCUGACUUUCCUGCUCCACCCCCUUAUUCUGCCAUCACCCCUCCACUACCAGAGACCUUUUCCAGCGGGAUCUCCAGCCCCAUCGGGGGCCCGGCACAGCCCCCACCCUGGCCUCAACCGGCCCCCUGGUCCCAGCCGGCCUUUUAUGAUGCAUCCGAGCGCAUCGCCUCCAGGGAUGAGAGGAUCGCAGUGCCCGCUAAGAGAACAGGAAUCUUGCAGGAGGCCAAAAGGAGGAAUACGACGAAACCCAUGUUCACCUUUAAAGAGCCCAAGGUCAGUCCCAAUCCUGAACUCAUGGCGCUUCUCCAAAACUCAGAAGGCAAACGGGGCACCGGAGCAGGAGGUGACUCUGGACCCGAAGAAGACUACCUCAGUCUGGGAGCGGAGGCUUGUAAUUUCAUGCAAAACUCCUCAGCCAAGCAGAAGACCCCACCCCCCGUGGCUCCCAAACCUGCGGUCAAGUCCUCACCCUCCCAACCAGGGACUCCAGUGUCUCCUGUCUGGUCUCCAGGAGUGACUCCAAACCAACCUCCAGCCUUUCCCAUCUCCAGCCUGUCGCAGGGGCCUAUGGUCUCUUCCAUCAAGGUGGCCCAGCUUUCUUAUCCACCUGCCCGGCCUGCCAGUGUUCAGAACCUGGCUGGUCCUUACCAAGGACCCAGGGCUGCGAUAGCCAGUCAGAAUUACUCACCCAAGCUCCCUGCUCCCGCACCAACACCCAACGCUGCUCAAGCUGGGCCGGUAGGACCAUCCAGUGAGCUUCCAGGAAUGAGCGGGAAGGGAGCCCAGCUCUUUGCUAAAAGGCAGUCGAGGAUGGAGAAAUACGUGGUGGAUUCAGACACAGUACAGGCCCACGCUGCUCGAGCUCAGUCCCCCACUCCUUCUCUCCCAGCCAGCUGGAAGUAUUCCUCCAAUGUCCGAGCACCCCCUCCUAUGGCCUACAAUCCCAUCCACUCCCCCUCUUACCCACUGGCCGCUAUCAAGUCUCAGGCCUCAGCCCCCCAAGCCGCCAAAACAAGCAAGAAGAAGGGUAAGAAGCCCCUCAACACUCUGGAUGUCAUGAAACACCAACCUUAUCAACUCAAUGCCUCCUUGUUUACCUUCCAACCCCCAAGUGCGAAAGAUGGCCUCCCCCAGAAGACACCUACCAAGGCCAAUUCCAUGCCAGCCAUGAAGCAAGCCCUGCCUCCCAGACCAGUGAGUGUCACCUUGCCCACAAAUGCCCAGGCAUCCUCCGUGUAUUCGGUCCCCGCCUACAGCUCUCAGCCUGCCUGCUUUGCAGGGGCCUCUUCCCCGGUCAGUGCCUCUCCGGUGCCUGCGAGCCUUCCCACGUCUCCCAAGCAAGAAUCAGCCUCAACGUCGUAUUUUGUGGCACCAAGGCCGAAGUUCUCAGCCAAAAAAAGCGGUGUCACAGUUCAGGGACGUGGACUCUCUCUUUCUCUUCCUGGACGGCCAUUUCCCCCCACCAUCUCUGCCAUAUCACCUUUUGUCUACCAGCCUACUCACGACGACUCAAGCCAGCCAACAGAUGGGCAAGAGAAAGCAAACAAGAGGCCAACUCCUUGGGAAGCAGCAGCCAAGUCUCCUCUUGGUCUAGUGGAUGAAGCCUUCAGACCCAGAAGCAUCCAGGAAUCCAUUGUGGCCAAUGUGGUCUCAGCCGCUAGGAGAAAGGUUCUUCCAGCACCUCCUGAGGACUGGAAUGAGAGACUGUGUUAUGUUCCUGAACCCCAGAUCACCACCCUGGGCUCCUUUGGGAGGCAAGUGUACAAUGUUGCUUCCCUGCCCAAUAGCAGUAUGCCCACCGCCUCCCAAUGUGGUUCACAGUUGCCAUAUGCAUAUUAUAGGCAGCCUUCCAGAAAUGAUUCUGAGAUGGCCAUGGAGACACGGUCCGAUGAUUGUCUUCCAGUAGCUAACUAUAGUUGUAACCAACAGCCAAGGGGAUGGCGACGCCAAACUUGAAAGUUAGAAGGGCCAGUUGUGUGCCAACUACUAUAACUUCUUUUUUUCCUUUUUUUUACUAUGACUUCUUAGUGUUCCUUUGCAGGGUUUCUGCAUUCUCCAGUAGACUUAGGGUCACGCUUCAUUCUGGCUUGAUUCUCAGAGGUCUGCAUCUGGGUUUGUGUUUGUGUGUGUGUGUGUGUGUGUGUGUGUGUGUGUGUGUGCACACAUAGGAGUGAGAUCCACUGCUUUUUUCUGCUAAUGCACAGGGAAGGAAAAAAACCCAAUUUCUACAUCAAUGUACACACACACACACACACACUUCAUAGUCUUGAUUUCAUUUAUUCUUUUUUAUGGCAGAAUCUAGGCAAUUAAACUCUGUUCUAUUAAAAUGCCAGUAAGCAUUUUCUUAUAAGUGCCUUAGUUAAGGAAUUAAUGAAAUACAGUGAAAGAAGGAAUUAAUGCUAUGUUAAUUGUUACCUGCAGUAACAGCAAGCAAUAUUAACAUUGGAGACACUUUUGGCAGGAACAUGUCAAUGGAUAGUUAUGGAAAAAAUUACUUCCUUGGUGUGUCAAGCAUUUCCACACAAGACUGAAAUAAAACUGACAAAAUUCAGAUUUCUAGAGUUGAAAUAUAAGCAUUCUCAGAAAGAAAUCAAUCCUUGGGAGUAAAAGAACCAUAAAUUUCAAAAGGGCUUUUUGAGGUAAAAGAUGUAAUGUAUGGGAAAUAGAAAGAUUUAGGUAUAGGAUUUAUUUCUAAUCUAUUUAAAGCCAGCAGUCUGAGACAGGAACAGACUCUGAAUUCAGGUGUUCUCAUUUGUCAAAUGAGAAGAUUGGAUUAUCUAAUUUCUUAUAUCCUUAACAGCUCUGCUAUCCUGAGAUUCUCUCAUUAGCAGAUGACCUUUGAUGCAUUAUUCAAUUUUGUGGCUCAUCAUAGAAAUAUGAGAUUAAGUUGAAGAGUGGACUAGGUCAAUUUCUUUCUGUCUUAUCCAACAACAACAAAAUGGAGAGAAAAAAAAAAUGUUCGCCGCCAAGAGCACUGGACUCAUAGUGCAGACACCGAAAGCCCCAGCUAUAACCCUGGAGGCAAAAAAUCAAACAAACCAAAAAAAAAAAAAAGGCAAUUGGGUAAAUGGUGCCACUCACUACAUGCCAUUAAAGGUCCCAGGGGAAGAAAAAAAAAAAGUCAGGCAGCAAGUUUUAUGCUACGUGUUAUAGAGUGAGGGAUGGUAGAAGAAAGAGAGGAGGGGGAAGCUACUUAUGAACUUCAGGAAGUGGUGGGGAGCUCUAUUUGCUAUGAUGCAACUGUAGGUCGUGAACAUUAGGUUUAGUUACAGAGAACAUGCCAGGAAACCCUAUGCAACAAGUAGGAUGACUUUAGAAAGGGAUCCUGAGGAUGUUCAAAGAAAGCUAUCACUGGUUUAGUUGACAGCUGUUUGCUUAGGGCCAUGACCCAUGGCUUGUGAGCAUUAUCACGAGACAGCUGCCCACCUGUUUCCUUACUGCUAUCUAUACAAAGUAUUAAAUACAAGAAAUUCUAUGUGUUCUACACCAUAAGUACUAAGAAUAUUUUAAAAUUAAAAUCAUGUGCAGACUCAAUGCGUUUUUUUUUUUUUAGACUUUAAAAUCUUAGUGUUAUCCUUUGGUGCUUUUCUGUGUGUGUGUUUGUUGGUUUCAGCUCUUGCAUUCACAGAAUGAAACUUCAAAAACAAUUUCCAUGCUGGUGAGAUAGCACAAUGGUUAUACAAAAAAAAAAAAAAAAAAAGCUCAUGUCCAAAGCUCCAGAGAUCCCAGGUUCAAUCCUCAGCACCACCAUAAACUAAUGUCGGGCUGUGCUCUGAUAAUAAACAAACAAACAAACAAACAAACAAAAAUUCCAGGCUACAGUCACUCCCUUAACUUGGAAGUAAAGUGAAAUCUGUUAGUCCUAUUACAAUGAAUCCUAUUAGGAAUAAAUCAGCCCUGAUUUAUUGCUGGUUUUGUUUAGUUAUGGAGAAAGCACUCUUUCUCUCUUAUUCUUUCUAUUUUAUGUUAUAGGACAGAGAAAUUGAGAGGGGUAAGGAGAGAGAGAAGAGGAGAGAGAUAGACAGGUCCUUACACACGGUGAAGUGUAUGUAAGCUCUAAUGGGUGUGCAACCCCAAUUCUCUCAAAGAUUUAAGACGAAAGUAUUGAUUCCUAAGAGUUUCUAUGGAAUCUUAAAAAAAAAAACAACAAUAAUGACUACUGUUGACUAAUCUGUGCACCAAUGCUAAGAACCUCCCAUACAAAAUAUUUACUUAAAAUUCUUUUGUAAUGCUUGAAUGGUUCUAGAUGACAAUGUUUUAAGGAGGGUGGAGGAGAGCAGCAGCAAAGACUUUCUCUUUCAAGAUCAAAUCCUAGUUGUUUUCUCUCAUAGAUAUUAUUUCAAUUCCUUUUAUGAAUUUGAUCUACUCCAAUUUUAAAAGUUUCUAUAGAUGAUUCCAUUCACUAAAACGUUCACUAGACUUCAAAAUAUAAGACAUGUUUAAAUUUAGAUGUUGGGAAGUCGGGCGGUAGUGCAGCAGGUUAAACACACGUGGUGCAAAGUGCAAGGACCUGGUAAGGAUCCCAGUUAGAGCCCCCCGGCUCCCCACAGGCGGUGAAUCAGGUCUGCAGGUGUCUUUCUCUCCCCUUCUCUGUCUUCCUCUCCUCUCUCCAUUUCUCUCUGUCCUAUCCAACAAUGACAACCACAAUAAAACAACAAUAAUAACUACAACAAUAAAACAACAAAGGCAACAAAAGG